Messenger RNA from Coregonus sp. 'balchen', 3139 nucleotides. Lineage: Eukaryota; Metazoa; Chordata; Actinopteri; Salmoniformes; Salmonidae. The record is from the annotation of a GenBank genome assembly.
AUGUUCAUCUAUAUUAAACACGGAGGUAAGACCAAAGUCAUAUUAUGAAUUCAACUAGUUUCACAUUUUAUGUUUGCAGUAUUAGAAAUUGUAUUUAAAAUAAUUUCCUUAUUUCUAUCCUACCUUUGCAGACAAUGAUCAGUUUCUGGCCAACACCAACUGCCCUGUGGUUCUCCUGCUGCAGUACAUGAGAGCUAAGAUGGGCCUGCUGGAGACGGGUGGGAGUUCAGAGGGGGGGUCAUCAGGGAGGGUGGGAUGGAGGCCUGGAGGGUGAUGAUGACAGUUUCCUGAUUGAAAUGCUGCUGUGCCAAUGGUCCCUAAGGCCAUUGCUCUUACAGGCAAGGGGGGGCUUGAGUCUAUCCCAAGUUUAGUACCACUGUUGUAACUAAGGCAGGGAAUGUGGAUGGAGAGUGCUGAUGUGAGAAUCAUGGAUGUGGUUUGGGGUGCCGAAACGUGUGUGUGGGGGUUCACCGGAGGCUGGCGUUAAAUAUUUCACACUGCUCAACUCCAAUGGUGUCUGCUUACACCUGCUGGGUCCUGCUACACUCACCACUGCUUUAGAGCAAGGCCCAGAGCAAGCUUCCUGCAAUAAUGAUGCUAGCAUUACCACUCUCAUUAGCACUGACAUUAAUGGGGCUUGCUGAUGAGUGGGUGUGACCAUCGCAAGGCUAUCAGCUGUAAAUCACACACUCAGCCAUCUCUAAUGGACACCAAGCAUGUUAUAUUCAACCAGUCUUGGUUCUCUCUUCAGAUGGAUAGAUGUCUUAAAUGUGUCUAUGUGCAUGUGUGUUUCAGAGCUGGUGGAUCUGUGUGAUGACCACGGGGCUCUGAAGCUUCUCUUUCUGUCCCAGCAGCCUCAGGAGAGUGCCAGCCGACUACUUUCUCCCCGCUGCUCCCUCACAUUCUCCAUUGUUAAUCGUGAGUUCUAUGAAAGUAGAACCACUAGAGUGGACAAGGCCUCUAUGAAACUAUUUAUAAUUGCCGAAAAAGGAGUUUCUAUCUAUACAUGGCUCUUCUUUGUUUUGAAGUAUUUGUUUAUCUUAUCAGGUAACCCAAAGGAUGGUGCCUAUGUUUCCAUUACCCCCUUAGUGGCCAACCCAGACCCUGCACUUCUGGGUAACUAUAAACUCUGCUUGUUAAUUAUGUGUGUGCAUUUGCAUAAAGUAGUUCAUGUGUAUCUUCUGUAGGAUAUACACUGCUCAAAAAAAUAAAGGGAACACUUAAACAACACAUCCUAGAUCUGAAUGAAUGAAAUAAUCUUAUUAAAUACUUUUUUCUUUACAUAGUUGAAUGUGCUGACAAAAUCACAAAAAUUAUCAAUGGAAAUCAAUUUAUCAACCCAUGGAGGUCUGGAUUUGGAGUCACCCUCAAAAUUAAAGUGGAAAACCACACUACAGGCUGAUCCAACUUUGAUGUAAUGUCCUUAAAACAAGUCAAAAUGAGGCUCAGUAGUGUGUGUGGCCUCCACCCCUACAACGCCUGGGCAUGCUCCUGGUGAGGUGGCGGAUGGUCUCCUGUGGGAUCUCCUCCCAGACCUGGACUAAAGCAUCCGCCAACUCCUGGACAGUCUGUGGUGCAACGUGGCAUUGGUGGAUGGAGCGAGACAUGAUGUCCCAGAUGUGCUCAAUUGGAUUCAGGUCUGGGGAACGGGCGGGCCAGUCCAUAGCAUCAAUGCCAUCCUCUUGCAGGAACUGCUGACACACUCCAGCCACAUGAGGUCUAGCAUUGUCUUGCAUUAGGAGGAACCCAGGGCCAACCGCAACAGCAUAUGGUCACAAGGGGUCUGAGGAUCUCAUCUCAGUACCUAAUGGCAGUCAGGCUACCUCUGGCGAGCACAUGGAGGGCUGUGCGGCCCCCCCAAAGAAAUGUCACCCCACACCAUGACUGACCCACCGCCAAACCGGUCAUGCUGGAGGAUGUUGCAGGCAGCAGAACGUUCUCCACGGCGUCUCCAGACUCUGUCACGUCUGUCUCAUGUGCUCAGUGUGAACCUGCUUUCAUCUGUGAAGAGCACAGGGCGCCAGUGGCGAAUUUGCCAAUCUUGGUGUUCUCUGGCAAAUGCCAAACGUCCUGUACGGUGUUGGGCUGUAAGCACAACCCCCACCUGUGGACGUCGGGCCCUCAUACCACCCUCAUGGAGUCUGUUUCUGACCGUUUGAGCAGACACAUGCACAUUUGUGGCCUGCUGGAGGUCAUUUUGCAGGGCUCUGGUAGUGCUCCUCCUGCUCCUCCUUGCACAAAGGCGGAGGUAGCGGUCCUGCUGCUGGGUUGUUGCCCUCCUACGGCCUCCUCCACGUCUCCUGAUGUACUGGCCUGUCUCCUGUAGCGCCUCCAUGCUCUGGACACUACGCUGACAGACACAGCAAACCUUCUUGCCACAGCUCGCAUUGAUGUGCCAUCCUGGAUGAGCUGCACUACCUGAGCCACUUGUGUGGGUUGUCGACUCCGUCUCAUGCUACCACUAGAGUGAAAGCACCGACAGCAUUCAAAAGUGACCAAAACAUCAGCCAGGAAGCAUAGGAACUGAGAAGUGGUCUGUGGUCACCACCUGCAGAACCACUUCUUUAUUGGGGGUGUCUUGCUAAUUGCCUAUAAUUUCCACCUGUUGUCUAUUCCAUUUGCACAACAGCAUGUGAAAUGUAAUGUCAAUCAGUGUUGCUUCCUAAGUGGACAGUUUGAUUUCACAGAAGUGUGAUUGACUUGGAGUUACAUUGUGUUGUUUAAGUGUUCCCUUUAUUAUUUUGAGCAGUGUAUUUGUUUACCCUAGGUCUUAGUGUGUGUCUAUAUGUUGUACCUGUUUGUUUGUGUUUUAGAGAGCCUGCAGACUCAGACUGACAGCCUGGAGAGGGCUCGUCUCAGACAGCUCCGCUCUCAGAAGGACCGCAGAGCCAAAGAGGCGCCCACUCAGACUCAACCCGUGAGUGUGUGUGCAUGUGUGUCUAUGUGCUCCAUCAAUUACUUGGGCAUAUAGAAGUUUAAAACAAAAAUAUAAGUCUUAGAAGUGUUUUUAUUUUAUUUUUGUACCCAACUUUUGUGCUGUGUCCCAAAGGCUAAGAGCCGUGGCCGUGCGGUACAUAUGGACGCCCCUGACGACGAACCCUCCAAUCGCCGGACUGGAGGCAGGAGGAGCAGGAACUGA